AAAUAGUCCAUAAUUAACCAAUAUAGUUAGUCAAAUCAUAAAAAAAUAUAAUCACGCAUAGUAUUAACUGAAAAUAAGAGAGAUGAGACGCCGUGGAGCUGGAUUAGGAGCAAUAAAAAACAAAAAUUUAGCCCAGGCCAAGUACAAGAAUAAAGGAGCAGAAAUUGCUGAGAAUGAUUUUGAACAGAUGUCUAAACAACUGGAGGCAUUCAAGUCUAAUCUAGAGGAGUUUGCAAGAAACCACAAAGAUGACAUCAGAAAGAAUCCAGAAUUCAGAAGUCAGUUCCAAGAGAUGUGUGCCUCUAUUGGUGUAGACCCCCUAGCAUCUGGUAAAGGGUUCUGGUCAGAGAUGCUUGGUGUUGGAGAUUUCUACUACGAAUUAGGUGUACAAAUCAUUGAAGUCUGCAUGGCUACUAAUCACAGAAAUGGAGGUUUGAUGACGCUGGAUGAUCUGAGAGAAACUUUGAUAAGAUCUAGUGGGAGAAGUAGACAGGAUGUUAGUUCAGAUGAUCUGUUACGUGCUAUUAAGAAGCUAAAGGUGUUGGGGAAUGGAUUUUCUGUGAUUCCUAUGGGACCAGGACGCUAUAUGGUACAGAGUGUCCCUGGAGAGCUCAGUAUGGAUCAUACAACUGUCAUACAGCAAGCUGAGAAAACUGGAUUUGUUACAAUGAAAAUGCUGAAAGAAAAUCUAAAGUGGGAGGAUGAGCGAAGUCACAUGGCUUUGGACUACCUGCUUAAGGAGGGCCAGGCCUGGGUGGACAACCAAGACAAGUCAGGAAUGACACUAUACUGGCUACCUGGACUCUUCAGUGACACAAAUGCAGCAACCUGACCAUUCAAUGGAUUGAACUUAUAUAUAUUAAGUGGAUUGACUGUGUUGAUAUCACCAGUUUUGAUGAAGCUUAUGGAUAAUGUCAGGGUUGAAACAGAUUUCAGGUUGAAACUGAUGUCAAGCCUGAUGUAGGUAAUCAAGUAGGCACAAUUGGUGUCAACUCUGAAGAAUCCUGUGAUGGGAAUCUGAACAAUUGAGGCUUCCGAAGUG
Owenia fusiformis is the source of this 1042-nucleotide messenger RNA. Lineage: Eukaryota; Metazoa; Annelida; Polychaeta; Sabellida; Oweniidae. The record is from the annotation of a GenBank genome assembly.